CUUGGAAGCGUUUAAUUGUCAAGACGGAAUUUUCCGGAGCUAAUUAUUUAGGAAAUACUUUAUGUAUUUGUAUGCAAUGGGAUUCAGUGGAAAAUUCUCUUUCUCAGUUGAUUUGACAUUUCAUCUAAAUGUUUUGAAGUAGUAAUGCGAUCGGAAACUAACAUAACUAAUUAAAGUCGCAAUUUGCCAGCCUUCAGCAGCGGAGCGUAGCUGAUUAGUUUCGAGAACUUCAUGUUGCUAGUUAAAAGGUGAGGUGUAUGUUGACAGGAUGUCAACUGCUUGUAAAUCUAAGUGCGGAAAUCGUGCAGUGUUGAAGCGACCCAAGACAGGUGAUGCCCUGUGCAAGGAGUGUUUCUUCCUCGCAUUCGAAACAGAAAUCCACAACACUAUAGUUGAAAACAAAUUGUUCAAAAAUGGCGAUCGGGUCGCGAUAGCUGCCAGCGGUGGGAAAGAUUCCACCGUCUUGGCAUACGUACUAGCACAUUUGAACCGAAAAUAUAACUACGGGCUAAAUUUAGUUCUGUUGUCAAUAGAUGAAGGAAUUACUGGCUACAGGGAUGACAGCCUCGAGACAGUGAAGAGGAAUCGUGACGACUACGGGCUUCCGCUGAAAAUCCUUUCCUAUGAAGAAUUGUACGGAUGGACCAUGGAUAAAAUCGUGGCGCAAAUCGGACGAAGUAAUAAUUGUACAUUUUGUGGUGUAUUUCGACGUCAAGCGCUUGAUCGUGGUGCCAAAAUGUUAAAUGUAAAUAGUAUAGCCACUGGUCAUAAUGCAGAUGACAUAGCAGAAACUGUCUUAAUGAAUAUUUUGCGCGGUGACACCGCCAGGUUGCGCAGAUGUACGGAAAUUCGGACAUGCUCGAAUGAAGGAUCAAUAGUUCGUGUGAAGCCAUUGAAAUAUACUUAUGAAAAGGAAAUUGUUAUUUACGCACAUUAUAAAAAGCUAAUUUAUUUUUCCACGGAAUGUGUGUUUGCUCCAAACGCUUACCGGGGUCAUGCCCGGGCGUUUCUUAAAGAUUUGGAAAAAAUUAAUUCAUUCGCAAUCAUGGAUAUAAUUCUUUCAGGUGAAGCUCUUGCAUUUAAAGAUACAACGAAAAAAGUGGUCCGAGGCAUCUGUUCCAAAUGUGGUUUUGUAUCAUCCCAACAACCAUGCAAAGCAUGUGUUUUAUUAGAAGGUCUCAACAGGGGACUGCCUAAAUUGGGUAUUGGUAAGAAAUCGAAAGGCGACCGAAUGAUAGCUCAACAAAAUAAAGAGCUUGCUUUAAAAGAGAGGGCGAAUUUGGUUAAAAACGAUUUUUAGUGUUAAUAAGAAACAUUCAACUGUUAAUUUAUAGGUGAAGUUAAAGUAAAAUGACAGAAAUCUAUGAACAUAUUCAUGUAAAGGACAACUUAUUUAGUAUUGUUAUUAUGUGAAUAUAUGGAAAAUGAACUACAGAACUCUCA
Messenger RNA from Hermetia illucens (black soldier fly), 1443 nucleotides. It is a transcript of the gene Ctu1, whose product is annotated as cytoplasmic tRNA 2-thiolation protein 1. Gene Ontology annotation, molecular function: tRNA binding. NCBI's taxonomy places the organism in Eukaryota, Metazoa, Arthropoda, Insecta, Diptera, Stratiomyidae. Gene Ontology annotation, biological process: tRNA wobble position uridine thiolation. The transcript has 3 exons. The coding region runs from base 269 to 1300 and encodes 343 amino acids. Gene Ontology annotation, cellular component: mitochondrion; cytosolic tRNA wobble base thiouridylase complex. The record is from RefSeq and is a predicted model, not a curated record.